This is a messenger RNA of Porites evermanni, 9720 nucleotides long. The record is from the annotation of a GenBank genome assembly. Lineage: Eukaryota; Metazoa; Cnidaria; Anthozoa; Scleractinia; Poritidae.
AUGGAGGCAACUGCUAAACAUGAAUUCAAUGCUACUGCAGAUGACGAGCUUUCUUUUAAGAAGGGAAGCGUUGUGAAGGUAAAACGGAAGCCAGAAAUACCGUGUAAUUUGGUUGUCGACGUCCUAUCAUUCGCCCAAUACAAAAGAAUUGCGUAUGUUCCUUGUGCGUUCCAUUGACUAUUUUUGCCACUUUUUAAUUUAAGGUCAUUCGGAAAGGCGAGGAUAAAAAUUGGUUCACUGCUGAACAAGACGGACGCGAAGGGCUUGUUCCAGCGAACUACAUCGAGCUAAAGCCGCACGAGUACGUGAGCAACAAUUUAAACUUAAUUACUUAACUUAAGCUUAUUAGUCUCUAUAAGUUUGGUACCUUAAAUUUUCCACAAGUUAACUGAUUUUUUUUUUGAUGGUCACAUAUUCCCAGGAUAGAAUCGUAGAAAAACAGAAGGUCAACCCCUUCUUCUUAAUCAAUAAAGGUGUACCCUUCUUACACCAGAUUUAUCCUGACGAGUGCAAUCGGUAAAAUCCAAUCGUAGACUCCAUAACUAUCGAUAAUUCCUGAUUGAUUGAUAUCUUUUAUGUUUGUCAAUUUUACCUCGUGAAAAAAAAUUGAAAAAAGGGGUACCCUUCAUCUGGUGAUGGCCUCUUUCACAAAAUUUAUCCUGACGAGUGCAAUUGGUAAAAUCCGAUCUUAAAAUCGAUAACUAUCAAUAAUUCCUGAUUGAUUGAUAGGCCAUCCCCCCCUUUUUUUUUCGUUUAACGUCGAAUGCGUUUCUUGAUAUUGGGUCAGUCGGUCGGAUUGAGAAAAAACAAAACUAAAAAAAAUCACCAGAAGUCUCAGAAUAGGAGGCCCUUGUACCCCAGGACAACGUUAAAAGUUAACAUUCACAGAUUUGGAUGAACAAAAUACACAAUACACUGUAAAAAAUGUUCCUGUUUUUGUUCCUGUUUUUCUCUAUGCUGUUACUAUGCUCAUUUUUCAGAUUAAAAGAAAUGUUUCAAGUGAAAAACGGUUUAACGACGUCAUUACCUUUUUUUGGAAAGUGACAAAAAUUUGGGUCAGUCAGAGGACACUAAAGGGAGAAAAAAAAUCAAUAUUUAAAAAAAAACUUUGACACAGAUAUUGGAGUAAUCGAUAAUAAUCUUCCUCUAUCGAUUUUUAUAGAUUUUCAUUUAAUCAAUCGAUUUUAUUGAUUGCUAUCGAUUGUUAUUGAUUGUUGACUUUGUUGAUUGCACUUGUCAGGUUAUAUGCAUGUUGUGUGGAUCGAUGAUUUGUUAAAAGUUUUGUUGGCAGUGUUUGAAAACAACAUAAGUUUACCAGGAAUGAGAUGUUCUUUAGCUUGGGCACUGAGUGAUUUGAUGUUUUCCCAAAUGCAAUUCUGGUGUCACCCUUUACAGUGGUGUUUGUAGUAUUGGCAAUUGGUUGAGAUUUCAUAAAUCAUCAUCAGAAGUAAUCAGAGUGAUCAUCGGUUAUAAUUUUUAAGAAUUCCUUUUGUUUUCACCUGUGUGCUAGUCAAAGUAUUAUAAACUUUUUAGUUUUAUGAUUGUGGACCACUUUUAUCAAUGCACAAUCAAAUUUGAACCAAAUCAAUAGAGAGAAUUAAACAUCGCUCAUGUACCACAUUUUACAAUCCAACAAUAAUUUGCAAAAUGUAUCAGAAAAGGCUCAUCAAUGGAUUUUGGUUGCAUUACCAGUUUUGUCAUUUUAUUUAUCAACAAGAAAUAUUUCUAUUAAGUUUUUGCAGUAGUCAGUGAGACCCUCUUAUGGGGGUUACUUAUGUCCCUAGUCUGCGGAAUCUCAAAACCUGUUAUUUGGCGUAUUGAGGAGGAAGUCAUGUCGCUGUGGGUGUGUUAUUAUUGUAUUUGGUCUUUUCUCUGUUGCUGUCACAGUUUCAACUUGACUUUGUGUCGUUUGUCGCCAUUUCUGCUGUCCUAUGUCACUGCUCCAAGGCCAUGUAUGUCGCUUGUCAGAAUUUUACCCUAACAGGACCUUGUCAAUUGAUCAUUUUCCAUAAUCAAUUAUUACUUUGCUUUGGCCUUUCAUUCAAUCAAUGAUAUCAUCAUUGAUGAUUAGCACACUACUACAGUGGGAGAUUCCUGCUCAUCCCGAGCCCAAGAUAAUAGGCAAGUCAGGCCUCAUAAAUAAUUAUUCUCUUAGCCUUGUAGGCUCUUUUUGGCACUGGUCUCAAGUGUUUUCUCUUCAUCUACCAUGGUACUAGGUGGUUGGAUAUGGUAAACCAUUCCACUUUGUUUAAACUGAAUCACUCUGAGUUAGGAAACUUUUAAUGUAAUACAUCUUUGCCAGAGCAAGGGGUCAACAUACCACUAGUGUAACAAUAUUAAUAAGUGAAGUCUUGAUUAAUCGCUAUUGUGACCAUUCCACUUGAUUAACUAUUCUUCACUUCAGCAUUUUGAUUUUGGCUCGAUCAUGGUAAAAAGGUUCCUUCAGGAAAAGAGUGUCAAAAUUUAUUCUGGUCUUUUUCUCUAAUCACCUAUUAUUUUAUGAAAUAGUCAGAUGUUAAUUGGUGUUUUAGACCGAGGAACUAAGACCUUUCUUGUUCACAUGCCAUUUUGUGCAUUGUCGGAGACCCAGGGACAGUCAGUCAGGCGGGGAGAACAGUAGGCACAAUAAAAGUUUUCAAACACGAGGAGAAGAGCUGGUUACCAACUCUUACCCGACCAUUUCCAAAUGGUCAAGCGAAUGCUACCUCCUGAUUGGGCGCAAAAAAUGCUUUGUAUUAUUGUGCCCAAUCGGCAAACAGCAUCUUGUGAGUUCUUUUCGUGAGUUCAUACGUGACAGCUUUUGUCUCGCCAUACUUGUCUGGCUCGUGCACCAAAGAAAUGCGGGCAGUCAGGAAACUUUCAGUUUGAUAAACUUCUCAUUUCAAAAUUCAGUCUACCUGAAAACAGAAACAUGGGAACAUAUGUAAGGGUAUUGGGAACAUAUGUAAGGGUAUUUGUAAAGCCGCUUUACCAAAAAUACAAGCUUGAGCUUACAACAGGUAUUCAAGUCUGCAUUGAUCACGCUUUGAUAAAUAUUUGUAAGGUUCAGAUACCACAACGGCAACAGCCACAAAAACGUCACUUGAAAAGUGAAUUCACAUUUUUUCACUUGCUAUCGUGAUUUAAUACUCCAACUUGUUUACUUUGUAAAGGCAAGCGAACUCUUCUGGAGCUGAAUUCCUAUCAACCAUAUCCAUGGUUAGAAAGAGAAAGAAAAUUUUGUCAUUGCUUGUUUACUUACCCACAAAAUGUGAAAUUAGACUUUUUCACGUUGUAGCAUGCAGUGACAGCAAAAAAAUGUGCAAAAAAAGCAUGAUGCUCAUACCAAGUUGUUGGUUUGCCUUGUCAAGCUUAUUGCUUUUUUGAUACCUUGUGAUUGGUAAGAAACAGAAUUUUCUAGGUGCAAAUUUGUGAGGAAUGCUCCUGCUGAUAGCAUCCUAAACGUUUUUCUGACUCAUUGGUAGUUCCUUCGUUUCUGGUUAGGAGAGUAGAAAGUUUCCCUUGCACGCACAAUCUUGAUGAACAAACCGGACAAGUAUGGCGAGAAAAUAGCCGUUGUGUACGAACAGACAAAAAGAACUCAAGAGAUGCUGUUUGCUGAUUGGGCAAGAUAAUACAAAGAAUGUUUGGUGCCCAAUCAAAUGCUAGCAUUUGCUAGACUGUUGGAAAUGGUCUGGUGAGAGUUGGUACCCAGGGGCUCUUCCACCUGUGCUUGUAAGCUUUUGUCGUGCCUACUUUUCUCCUGGCCCGACUGACUGCCCCAGGUUCUCCGAGGAUGCAUUUUGUGUUGCAUGGUUAAAAUGUUGCCCUUCUACCACCCUUUGGGAGUUUCUCAAACAUUGCUAACCAAGCUAUUGUUAAUUAUGCGACCAGUUUUAGGUCACCGAUGUGGUGUGUAUGUGUGUGUGUGUUUGUAGUCUGAAUGUAACAUUCUCCAACCCUCCAAGUUGCAACCAUUUUAGUCGCCAUGGCACCUAAAAUUUUGGAACUGGCGACUUGAUUUGGAGAAUAGUCGCCAAGCUGGCGACCGUGAAGAAUAGGUUCGUGUUGUGGCGUAUAGAAACAGAAAUGGUAAUCACUUCUACUGAAAUAUGAAGAACAUUUAUUCUAGUUGAUUUGAAUUCCAUUAUUUUUUUACUUUUCCGUUGAAAAACAUGCUAAAUUGAAAACUUAAAAAAGUCUCAGAGCUAAGCGUUUUGAAAAUGAACAUCAAUGAAACUUGACUUGCAUUCAUUCGCCUAAUAGCCUUCAGUCUGUUGCCUUGCACGUGACAUUUUAACUUUUGACACGUGACAGAUGGCACGCAAUCGAAGCACCUUGCUUGUGGACAGUGACGAUUUCUUCGAUAUCUUAGGAAUGCUUGUUUAGCCAAGUUUGGUGGUUUUUUAACUGGACUACAUAUUAUAAAUAUUUUUGAAUCAAUACUGAAACAAUCUAAUAACAUGAAGAGGGAAAGCUAAAUUGGUGCAAAUUCAACACAGAACAUUAUGUGAUAACCGUAACAUGUGAACCGUGCUGCGAGUUGAAUCGCGGUUUUGUAAACAAAAGCGAUAAUUGUAAGCGAAACUAAACAUCGCAAAACUGACAGCUUAUGGUUGUUGCAAAAAAUGUUUUUUUAGCGAUGAUAAAGGAAAGAGAAAAUUUAUUAUUUCGUAGGCGGCAUUUUUGUUUGGGUUCCUUUCAAUUGAUUGGGAAAAAAAAUUUUUCGCAGUAGAACUCGUUGCGAAAUUUUCAUGUGUGCGAUGUUAUCUCUGUAAAGCAAUGAUUUCAUUUAGAAAACUUGUCAAUCUUCCUAUACUCUCCUGCCUUUGUCAGGCUUUUGCAAUGUCUAGCGAUAUUAAAAACGACCUUUUAAAUCUCCAAAAAUAUUUGUUAGUUGGGGAAACAAGUUCAUCAUCAACAAAAGUCGCAAAAGAAAUGCGAAAAAAAUAUCAGAAAAAAAAUAGGUCGCCUAUCAAGUUGCGACUGGGAAAUUUUGAAAACAUUAACAGAGGAUGAGUUGAGUUCUGCUCUCAUAUACCAACUGGGGAUUAUAUAGAAGGAUUGAAGGCCCUAAAGACAAAUGGAAAUGGUAAUUGUCUUUACAAUUCCGUUUCAGUAUUGAUUCAAGGAGAUGAAUCUGCAACACUUAUUCUCAGACUAUCAGUAACUAAUGCCUUGCACAAUAAACGAGUAAUUUAUAUGACAGUGCUGCAUUUUAUGUUAAACUGCUAACUGCUUUUGUUAAUGACAAUUUUGAUAUAUUAAGUCAUUAAUAUAAUUUGGCGCCUAAAAAUUUCCCCUGGCGACUAAACCCAAAGAGCUGAUCGCCAAAUGGCCACUGAACAAAAAUUUUAACUUUGAGGGUUGUUCUCCUUAGUCUGAAUACAUGUGUAGUUAUUCAUGUCAUACCCAGCCUUACCCAACAAUAUUAUUUUGCUUUUCGUUAUUAUUAAAUUUCAGGUGGUUUCAAGGCAGUGUGACCAGGCAACAGGCAGAAGAAAAGCUUAUGAAGCAGUCACACGAUGGGGCAUUCCUUGUUAGGGAGAGUGAGAGUACACCAGGUACAGCUUAACAUUUGAGCGAGACUGGGUCAGUUUUGUGUCAAGUUGUACUGUAGGAUUGUUUUGGGCAAUGCUUCAGGUAGCAUAAGAAAACAUCUGAUAUUGAAAUGGCAUCUACAGAACAAGUACAGGAAUUCCAGGACAGAGUGUCAGAGUGCAAAUCAACUCAAAAUCAACCCCAUCUCACAUGUAACCUCAAUAUGACCAGCAAAAAUAUUAUACCAUGCACAGAAUAUGAUUGCCAUUCUUGUUUCUUUGAAUCAUGAAAUCGCACCUAUUGAAACAUGUCAACAGUAAAUGCAAAUUUUUCUGUCAAUCAAAUGUGUCCUAUUAUUUGUAGGUGGAAAUUGGUGAAUCGUCUUGAUUGUUUUGGAGACAACAGAAGAACAUCUUGUUCUUUCUAAAUUUGUCAACUAAUCCCAUAAUUGCACAUAUUUGAGUUUUUUGUGUGAUGUCAUGUUUCUUUACUGUACUGAGCCUUGAUGAAACAGCUGCUGUACACUCUUAAGGAAAUCUUUAGUCUAGAACGCUAGCAGGUUAGUAAUUUAGUAGAAAACAGAGCUGCUCUUUACCUUCAUAAAAACAAUACCAGAAUUUUUUUAUCGUUUAAUUAGUUUUACUGUAAACAUUUGGUAGGUGACACUUUUUUGCAUAAUGCACAGAUCUGGAAAGUUAACAUUAGUCAAUGUUAAGUAGCAUCAUUAACUGUAUACUAGUGUAAGUAGUGAUUAGCUAAUGCUUAAAAUGCAUAGUAAUUUAGUUUUUUUGUUUUUUUUUGUAGGAGAUUUUUCAUUAUCUGUGAGGUAAGAUUUUGUCAUUUUCGUUAUUGGUUAAAGAGAGGGCAAGAGUGUUAGUUUUAGAAUAAAUUAUUGAAUAAUUUGGUGGAUUCAAGAUAAGGACUAAACAAUUUAUUGGAAUAUCUCAAGUCUCAAAGAUAGUUUUGAAACAAUGUUUUGCAUCACUGUUCACAUUUCCCUCUCCUUCCUACAAGGCAAGUGUUACAGAGUUAAUUUGCUCAAGUCAAUAAAGCCCCCAUCUUUCUGCACCAUGUUGGAUUAUUAUUCCAAAGUUUGUGUUGCCAAGAGUUUCUUCUUCUGCACUUCUGCAUGCUACCUUAUGUUUGCUUUAUUUUGUAACUUACCCACCCUUUUUCUCAUGUUAAUAGAACACUGUUGCUAGUGGCGAUUGGGAUCAAUAGUGGACAGGCAUUAAAAUUUACAAACACUCAUAGUUAGUCCCCUCUACUAACUCUGAAACCCUUUAUAGAAAAAGAAAUCAGUGAAAACAAGGAACUGCAUUGAAAGUCAACGAAACGUGAAAAAUCACAGAAGUCAGCAUAAAAAAAAUGCAAAUUGACAAAUCCCACUCUAUUUUUCAGAAGAUCUUGUAGAUGGUCAAAAUAUUAAUUUGUACCUUUGUGCUUCGAAGCCAACACAGCAGCUAUGGAAACCCUGAAACACUUUUCCUUGCUAUAAAAAAGCAAAUUUUCACAAAAGGAAAAACUGCUCUGCCCACUAAAAUAGAAAAACGCAGAUAUCAAGCUCAAAAACUGAAAACCAAACCCAGAUAGGGCUAAUCAGGCGGCAAGUGGCAGCCAUUGCUUCCUCUUAGUAGAAUGCAAAGCAGUCUCCCAGCUUUUGUCAGAGCUCUUUGCACCAUUUCUAGAAGAAAUGUGUGAUUUUGUGGGUGAUAGUUUUGCCACCUCUCUCAUUUUUUGCUUGGGGAUGGGUCAUAUUUUGUGUACAAAACAAUUCACUGAAGGUGAUCUAAUUUCAUUUCAUUUUCAUUUUUUGUCGGUCAUUCCAAUUUUUUAUUUUUAUUCUCUCACUUGCCACAAAUAGCUAAAGCUAGUCUACUUGAUGUAAGUGGACAGUGUCUAUACAAAAAAUAUGCACUCCAAAAAUUUUAUAUUAAAUUUACAAGUUAGUAAACGAAAGUUAUUUCUGUAAGUGUAUGAACAUAAAAGAAUAAAUUAAGUCAGGCUAUCUGGAGUACAAAAUAUAAAUCAGACUUUCUUCAGGCAGACCAAUAUCUCCGGUAACCAGAUUAAUAAAGUACUAGUUGCUAUUAUGGUCAGGUUGACAGCUCAUUUGUUGGUACUAAAGUUGUUGUUUUCUGAGUUGCAGGUUUGGUGGUAAUGUACAACACUUUAAAGUUCUGCGAGAUGGAGCUGGAAAGUAUUUCUUGUGGGUUGUAAAAUUUAAUUCAUUGAAUCAGCUGGUGGAUUAUCAUCGCACCUCCUCUGUCAGUAGAUCACAAACAAUUUAUUUAAAAGACAUGGUAGAGGAAAGAGAGGUGGGUACCUUAACUUUAACUUUUUCGUAAUCUUUUUAUCAGAGGGCCAGUCGCCUUUUGCACUGUGUGUAACAUACCUUAUUAUAGGAAAUUAAUGGGAAUUUCCAAAAUUUGCAUUAAUUUAGGUUGAAUUGAUGUUAACUUUAAUUUCAGUGCCUUUAAUUAAGUGUAGUGUUAAUUUCCAUGACCUUAGUUUCUAUUAUUUGGACUCCAAUUUCUCAAUACCUUCUGACAUUCUUGACACCUAAGAAAGAGGACUGUUUUUAUCAGGUUGGAGUUCUGCCACUAACAGAGAAAAUGUGUAGAACUUGAAGUGGCCUGAUUUCUUCCCUUAAACCCUUUGGUUAGAAGAAAGUAUCCAUUUCGGAUUUCAAGUUUAACUUUAAUCCUAUUGUCUCAAAAAGUUUUAUUUCUUUGUAAAUGUUGCAUUUAUUUUCUUUAUUUUGAAAGUCACCAACACCAACUUUGGUGUCAAAGUCUCUUAAUAACAGCAAUAAAUUACUGCCUGAGAAGACCACUGACAUUAUUAAGUGAUGCCACGGUUGUGGGUUUCCUUGUGAAAAGACGUGUGAGGAGCAAGUGCUGAAAUUUCAUACCUUGAUGACGUGUCACUACCCUGAUCUGGGUAAUUUCACUUCAUCAGUAUGGAAUUUCUGUCGGGUCGUUCCUCAGACGUCGUUUUGCAGGGAAACCUGCAACAGAGGCAUCGCUUACUGUUGGCAGUUUUCUCCGGCUACAUUAUUAUUGCAGCUGCCACAAUGAUGCAUCCUUUAAACUGCAUCUGCGCCUACUAUUGUGGUCUCAGGUUUACUACCAAUCAGAGCAUAGUUAAUAGAGGGAAUGGUUAUGAAACCCGACAAAGUUCUUAUGUAUGUUUUUGUUCUCUUUUUUGGCCUUGACCCUGCACAAAACACAAUAGUUGUUUACUCCGUACUGAGGAACUAACCAAUAGAAACGUGCUGGUUACGUAAUUCAUGCAUAACGUAUGAACGCAAAACAAAAGAUUGUGCAGGGUCGUGGACCUUCUAACAUAAAUCUUGGCAUCUUUGUUUGCUCCUUUGAUGUUUGCCGGGCUUCAUAACCAGUCACCUCCAUUAACUAUGAUCAGAGUCACAAAUGCUUUGAAGUUACAAUGUAUCUAGAAACAAAUUGAGCCAUUCAACAAAUUUUCACAGUUUGUGGGUAAAAACUGCUCAGCUGCACCUGAUAUUUCACAAAGUAGAUUUUUUUGUUUGUAAAAUGAUAGUUCCAGUUGGCUUUAUUCAUUAGUACUAAAAUGGUCUAAAGCAGUUUCUCCAAUUAAUGACCAGUUGCAGGAAGUCUAUGUCGCAGCUUAUGAAUUUACACCUGAAGAGGAAGGAGAGCUAUACUUUAAACGUGGAGAUAAAAUACAAGUAUUGGAUAAAGAAGAUGUAAACUGGUGGAAGGGCAGAAAUCUUACAUCUAACCAAGAAGGCUUGUUUCCUUCCACCUAUGUGCAGAAGAAACCAUUGUAGGGAUCCAAAAUCAUUAUGGAAAAAAUACACUUUGCUCAGUAUUUGUCAUAAGAAAGCAAAGAAAAAGAAUAAAUAGUGUAAGAAGAAAGUAUUAAUCUUGUUUAUCAAUACCAUAACCUGCCACUUAUUAUCCCUGGGCUGAUACAUUUUUGUAAGCAGGUUUAGGAGGGCCUUUAAAUGGGGGAGACGGGGGAGGGGGGCUUAUAUCUAAGUGGGCUCAUAGCAGGAAGAGAAAAAGCACUUGAAAACAUGCUACAGCAGUACUGAUCAAAAUAUAUUUUGCACGUAUUUGCUUUUAAUAGACCUUUCCACAGUUAAAUUUCUGACAUGAGCAAGUUAGGGAAAAUUUGUCUACUCCACUGGAAUGAGCAACUUUAAAUUAGCAA